AUGCCUGAAGCUAUUAUCCCUCCCCAGAAGCGGGUGCUAGGCGACGCGGCGAAUACUUCCAACAGUAUCUUGAAAUCUCCCAGCGGUCUCAAAAAGCGGAAACUCGACAAUGAACCAACUGUGCAGUUUACGCCAUCCUCGCAGAUCUCUCGGCGAAAGAUUGGCUCGAGUCAACCGCAGAAAAGUCAAUUCGAGGAGGAGGACAACAUCUGUUUCCAACAGAUUGACGCGGAAGAAGCAACCCUGAUGGGAAAGCCUGCCAUUCGGCUUUUCGGUGUCACCGAGGCUGGACAAUCGGUAUGCCUUCAUGUCACUGGCUUUGAACAUUACCUCUACAUCGCCGCUCCUGUCAGCUUCACCAAAGCGGAUUGCGACACCUACAAACAUUUCCUGGAGCAAAAGCUAAGCCAGAACAUCACUGCAAUCUCGUCCGUGCAGCUCACAAUGCGCGAGAACAUAUACGGAUUCCAGGGAAACCAAAAGAGUUAUUAUAUUAAGAUUACGGUUACUGAGCCAAAAAUGGCCGCUCGAUUGCGAAGUCUAUUAGAGACUGGUAGUGGAAGCAUGAACUACAAGGGUAUGUGGAGCGGCGCAGAUGGGAUCCUCACAUUUGACAAUAUUCAAUACCUUUUGCGCUUCAUGAUUGACACUGGGCUGGCUGGAAUGGCUUGGGUCGAGGCGAUGGCUGGGAAAUAUCGUCUUCUUGGACAGAGUCAACGAUUGUCCAACUGCCAGAUCGAAGCUUCCGUCGACUAUCGUGACAUGAUAGCUCAUCCACCAAAUGGUGAAUGGGCUAAAAUGGCACCUCUUCGCGUCCUCUCCUUUGAUAUCGAGUGUGCUGGACGGAAGGGUAUCUUCCCGGAGCCUAACGUGGACCCUGUCAUCCAAAUCGCCAACGUUGUUACCCGAUAUGGAGAGACGAAACCAUUCAUCAGAAACGUAUUUGUCCUUGAUACCUGCAGUCUGAUCGUCAACACCCAAAUUUUGGAAUUUGAAAAGGAAGAGAAGAUGCUCGACGCCUGGCGCGAUUUCGUGGAAAAGGUGGAUCCUGACGUUAUUAUCGGAUACAACAUUGCCAACUUCGAUUUCCCAUACUUACUUGACCGCGCCAAGCACUUGAAAUGCACUGGGUUCCCUUAUUGGACCAGAUUGAAGGGGUUCAAGACAGAGGCCAAGGAUGCAAAUUUCUCGAGCAAGCAAAUGGGCAAUCGAGACACGAAAGCGACGAAUACCAACGGCAGAAUUCAACUUGAUCUUCUCCAAUUGGUUCAGAGAGAUCACCAGUUGAGAAGUUACACCCUUAAUUCCGUAUCCUACGAGUUUUUGAAGGAGCAAAAGGAAGACGUUCACCACACGAUGAUUACUGAGCUGUUCAACGGUACCCCGGAUUCUAGACGACGACUCGCAGUGUACUGUCUGAAAGAUGCAUAUCUGCCACAACGAUUAAUGGACAAAUUGAUGUGUCUGGUCAACUACACAGAGAUGGCAAGGGUCACGGGUGUACCGUUCAAUUUCCUCUUGUCUCGAGGCCAACAGGUCAAGUUUAUCAGUCAACUGUUCCGGAAAGCCCGAGAGCAGCAACUCGUUAUUCCCAAUUCCAAGCCUCAAGACGAGCAGGAUUACGAAGGUGCCACUGUCAUCGAGCCGAAGCGAGGAUACUAUGGCGUGCCCGUUGCAACCCUCGAUUUUGCGUCACUGUACCCCUCAAUCAUUCAAGCACACAACCUCUGCUACACGACCUUGCUCAACAAGAGCAGUGUUGAGAAAUUGAACCUGAAGAAGGAUGAGGAUUACAUCGUCACUCCAAAUGGAGACAUGUUUUGCACAACGAAAGUUCGCAAAGGCCUUUUGUCCCAGAUUCUCGAGGAGCUGUUGUCGGCAAGAAAGCGUGCGAAGAAGGAGUUGGCUACCGAGACCGAUUCUUUCAAAAAGGCAGUGCUGAACGGUCGUCAACUCGCUUUGAAGGUCAGCGCAAACAGUGUCUACGGUCUGACAGGUGCCACAAUGAUUGAGAAGACAAAGCAAGAGGUAGAAGCACGCUACACAAUCGCCAACGGUUACUCUCAUGAUGCUGAAGUCAUCUAUGGUGACACCGAUUCCGUCAUGGUCAAAUUCGGCGUCACUGAACUGGCAGAUGCAAUGAAGCUUGGCCAAGAAGCAGCAGACUAUGUUUCUGCGAAGUUCAUCAAGCCCAUCAAGCUUGAAUUCGAGAAAGGUAUUGAGACAGUCCGACGUGAUAACUGCCUCAUGGUUCAAAAUGUCAUUGAGACCGUGCUGAACAAAAUCCUGAUCGACCGGGAUAUUGAUGGCGCACAAGACUACGUCAAAGCCACCAUUUCAGAUCUUCUCCAAAAUAAGAUCGAUAUGUCAAAACUCGUCAUCACAAAAGCGCUGUCGAAACGCAAAGAGGACUAUGCAGGCAAACAGGCACACGUCGAACUUGCUGAGCGCAUGCACAAGCGUGACGCUGGUUCUGCGCCAACACUUGGCGAUCGUGUGGCCUACGUCAUGAUCAAGGGUUCCACUGAUUCCAAGGGCUAUGAACGAGCAGAAGAUCCCAUCUUCGUGCUGGAAAACAACAUUCCCAUCGACACUAAGUACUACCUUGAUAACCAGCUUACAAACCCACUCAAUCGUAUCUUCGAACCCAUCUUGGGCGAGAAGAAAGCGGGCCAGUUGCUCACUGGCGAGCACACACGGUCUAUCACCAAAGCGGCGUCGAACUUGGGUGGACUGAUGAAGUUUGCCAAGAAAACCCAGACCUGCAUGGGGUGCAAGAAACCACUUUCUAGCAAGGACGAGAUGGAGGGUGCCGUCUGCUCGAACUGCCGUCCCCGCCUCGGUGAACUUUACACAAAAACCCUCACCAAGGUCUCCGAUCUAGAGGUCCGAUUCGGGCGCCUGUGGACUCAGUGCCAGCGAUGCCAGGGUAGUCUUCACUGUGAGGUCAUCUGCUCAUCCCGCGACUGUCCGAUUUUCUACAUGCGCAUGAAAGCAAAGAAAGAUGUGGAAGAUUCACAGAAAGAUCUGUCCCGAUUCGACUUUGACGCUGGUGCUUGGUAA
Molecule: messenger RNA, 3063 nt
Organism: Penicillium mononematosum
Lineage: Eukaryota; Fungi; Ascomycota; Eurotiomycetes; Eurotiales; Aspergillaceae
Product: DNA-directed DNA polymerase delta POL3
Exons: 6
Coding region: 1-3063 (1020 amino acids)
Biological process (GO): DNA replication proofreading; DNA-templated DNA replication; nucleotide-excision repair, DNA gap filling
Cellular component (GO): delta DNA polymerase complex
Molecular function (GO): 3'-5'-DNA exonuclease activity; DNA-directed DNA polymerase activity; DNA binding
Source: RefSeq, a predicted model, not a curated record